This is a messenger RNA of Monascus purpureus, 396 nucleotides long. NCBI's taxonomy places the organism in Eukaryota, Fungi, Ascomycota, Eurotiomycetes, Eurotiales, Aspergillaceae. The record is from the annotation of a GenBank genome assembly.
AUGGAGCCUGCCUUCCAUUCCCUGCGGGUGCCCCCGACAGCAACAGAUCCAGCCAUGGGCCUUUUAGAGACGAUCUCCCAGCACCCGGAGAGCAUUUUCACCGCUGGGUUGGCAUUUAUAGUCUUAUUGUCUAUCCCUCAUGUGCGCCAACUCAUCGUGGUUCAACCGGGGAAAGAAUAUCCAGGGUUGGUGAUUACCAGCACCAACUCGUCCGAUGAAUAUGUCUUGACCUAUUCAUCAAAAGCUGUGCACCAAAGGAUUGUUCUCGCAGUUGUUGCUGCCAUUGCCACUCUCUCUGUGCUGACUGGGACAGCAUGGAUGACAUCUCAGAUUCUACAACUGGCUGCUUGGGUAAGUGACAACACAAGAAUCCCAGCUAGACACGGCAGUGGCUAA